Molecule: messenger RNA, 1638 nt
Organism: Mangifera indica (mango)
Lineage: Eukaryota; Viridiplantae; Streptophyta; Magnoliopsida; Sapindales; Anacardiaceae
Product: linamarin synthase 2-like
Exons: 2
Coding region: 77-1522 (481 amino acids)
Molecular function (GO): UDP-glycosyltransferase activity
Source: RefSeq, a predicted model, not a curated record
UUGACACUAAUUACUCCAAAACGUCUAUUUAAGUCUGCAUAAUUCUUGAUCCUGAAUUCAUGCGAGAAUUGGUCUGAUGAAAAUGGAACCAAUCCAACCAACAAAACCACAUCUAGUGUGUGUUCCAUAUCCAUCUCAAGGCCAUGUCACUCCCUUGAUGCAAUUAGCCAAACUUUUUCACUCAAGAGGUUUUCACAUAACCUUUGUCAACACUGAGUUCAAUCACAGACGCUUAAUCCGCUCCAAGGGACCCGAUUGCGUUAAAGGAUUGCCUGAUUUUCGGUUCGAAACCAUACCAGACGGACUGCCACCGUCUGAUCGUGACGCUACUCAAUAUGUUCCGGCUUUAUGUGAUUCCGUACGAAAGAAUUGCUUGGCUCCGUUCUUGGAGCUUAUUGCCAAGUUAAAUGCAUCAGCAGAAGUGCCCACAGUUACUGGAAUAAUUUCGGAUGGAGUGAUGAGCUUUGCUAUUAAGGCCGGGGAAAUAUUAGGUAUACCAGAAAUUCAGUUCUGGACAGCGUCAGCCUGUAGCUUCAUGGGAUAUUUGCAGUUUGAUGAACUUAUCAAAAGAGGCAUAGUUCCAUUCAAAGAUGAAAGUUUCCUUAGUGAUGGCACUCUAGAAACACAAAUUGAUUGGAUACCGGGCAUGAGCAACAUCCGGUUCAAGGACUUGCCAAGUUUUGCCAGAAACACUGAUCUCAAAGAGACUAUGUUUGAUUUCAUGGGAUCAGAAGCACAAAACUGCUUAAAAUCUUCUGCAAUUAUAUUCAACACUUUUGAUGAGUUUGAACAAGAAGUUUUAGAGGCAAUAGCCUCCAAAUUCCCCAACAUUUACACAAUAGGUCCACUUCCUUUGCUCUGUAAGCACGUCCCUGAUACCAAUUUCAAGUCAUUCACAUCAAGCUUGUGGAAGGAAGACUCAGAAUGUCUCAAAUGGCUCGAGAAAUGGGAACCCAAUUCAGUUAUCUAUGUAAAUUAUGGCAGUGUGACUGUAAUGACGGAGCAACACUUGAAAGAAUUCGCAUGGGGUCUUGCAAAUAGUAAGCACCCAUUUUUAUGGAUUGUCAGGCCUGAUGUGGUGAUGGGUGAUUCUGCCGUUUUACCUGAAGAAUAUUUUGAAGACAUCAAAGAUAGAGGACUAAUAGCGAGUUGGUGUUCACAAGAGCAAGUGCUUAAACACCAAUCAGUUGGUGCUUUUCUAACACAUUGCGGUUGGAAUUCUAUGCUAGAAAGCGUAAGCUAUGGUGUGCCUGUAAUUUGUUGGCCUUUCUUCGCAGACCAACAACCGAAUUGUCGAUAUGCUUGCACAACUUGGGGCAUUGGCAUGGAAGUGAAUAAAGAUGUGAAGCGUGAUGACAUUGUGGCUCUUGUUAAAGAAAUGCUGGAUGGAGAUAAAGGGAAACAAAUGAGGCAAAAGGUACAAGAAUGGAAACUGAUAGCGGAAGCAACAACGGAUAUUGGAGGGAAAUCUUUUAACAAUUUUAAUAGGUUGAUUAAGGAGGCUCUCCGUCAUGGGAACUAACAAAUUCAUCAAACUCCACUAGAGGAUAUUCAAAUUCGCUUGUUUGUUGUAUUUCAAGACUUCCUAUGUAUUAUAAUGAAAACCAAAGAAAUAAAUGAAGUAGUAAAUUAUGGGUG